GAAAAGUGCGUGCGUCUAUAUAUAUAUAUAGACACACACUUGGUGUUGGGGUUUUGUGGGGGGGGGGAGUUCGGUUGCCUGUCCUUUAGGGAAGGCAAAUCGACUGAUAGGAGUUCUGUUAAUUGACUCCUCUGGCAAUUCAGGGCCCCUCUUCCCCUUAAGGAGGAAAGUUUCUUCCCCAGUUUUUAUUAGUGACAGUCCGUUAGUUAAUCCCCAUUCGCAACUCUUUCUUUUUUUUGGGGGGGGGUGACAUUUAUUUCCCCCCACCCCGUUCUUAAAAGAGUGAGAUUGGGGAAGAAGUUGUAGGGAACUCUUGGGUGACAGCCAGUGACCCUUCUUGAGGAAAGAUCCUUCUCCCCCACCCUAAUUUUUAAGUUGAAUCCCAUGAGGAAUUGAACCCCCUUUUCCGUUGGGGAGGAGUGAUCCUGAGUUGAAAGGAUACUUGCCUCUCUUUUUUGUGUGGACGGGUUAGCGAUUCCUCCUGUUAGAAAUUGUGACGGGGAAUUAAGUCAAAGAGUAUUACAUUAAGCAGAGGUGUCUCCCUUAAUCGACUUCUCUCUUCCCCCUCCCCUUUCCCCCCAAUUUAGAAACUCUUCUGAGAAGGGAAGACCCUUACCUCUUCUUCCCUUGUGGUGGUGUUAUUUUUUCGCUUCUGUUGCCCCUUCUGUUAGGGUCAGAUUUUCUCUUCCUCACCCCACUUGCCUUUGCAGAGAGCUAUCACCCUUUAAGUAGCCCUCAUUAAUUGCCUCCCAGUCCCAAUUGGCACUUGUUUUUCUUUUAGCGCCUAAGUUCUCUCUGGCUGAGAAGGGACCAGGUACUUUCUGCCCCUUAACAUUUUUUGAAUGCGUGGGAGACUAGGCAUCUCCCAUACUACAGAUUUCCCUUCCACCCCUUCUCCUGUAGAGAGAGGAGGCUCCACAUAAGGACUCCCUAAUUUUGUGGGUGCCAAUAUUGUGAAGAGGAAGAUACUUGGGGAUUAUUGAAGCUCUAUUUUCUCUCCCCCCCCCAAGUUAAUAUUCUCCCCACCUGUUUGACAGGCAGCUUGGUCUCUUGUGGGAACGGUACAAUUACCUGUCAAGGGAAAAUCUCCCAAUUCCUUUUCCCCCCCCUUUUCCCAACUCAUGUGCCAAGGAUAAUUUCCCCUUGACUCCCUGGGCUUGUGCACAUCACAUUGCAUUUCCUUAUUUAGAUCGGAAGGCCACAUAAACAGAACGGUGUGUGUGUGUGUCUGUCCAGAAAGGGACUUAAUUACUCUCAGCAAGAUCGGUCAGGAGUCUGGCACUAAUGGGAUCAAUCUGUUCUGAGUGAUGCCUUCAAAAGCCUGGCGUUGCUGCAGAAUAGCUUGAAGGUAGAGGGGUUCCCCCAAAGCAGAAUAAGGCUUCCCCUCUUUUUUCAAGACAGUUGCUUAAGCUGGAUGAAUUGUGUAAGCUUAAACUUGCGUCAGGAGAGCUUGCUCAAGCACCAUCCCCUCCCCCCCCCUCUCUUUUUUUGUGGGUGCUUAGUUCUGGGAGACUUGAAUAGGGUUUGAGCUGCCUGCCUGCCUGCCUGCCUUAAUACCUGAAGCAGUGGGGUGACACAUCAUGUGUCAAGUAGACCCCAAGUGGUUGAAGGAUGCCCCUGGUAGUACCUACUAGACACGGAAGGCCUCAAUCCUUUGUCAAGGGCGGAAGAGAAGCAGUUGAAAUCAGUAUUGAAAACUCCUUUAAAAAGACUUGGUUCCAGCUUCCGAACGGCUGAGAGGACUCUCAUCGGAGGUCGUACCUGGGUGGCGAGAGUGGUCAAAGCCGAGGGGUGGGUUUGGGCUCCUUGAUUCUUCACCCCACAGUUUGGAAACAGGAGCUGCCAUGCCUUGCUAGCGAUGGAACACCCUCCGAGAGACUAGCUUUCUGUUUCCAAACGCAGGAAGUAUUCUUGAAGAUGACUUAGGUCCUCAAGGAAGGGGGGGGAAUACCUUGGACUUCCUCAGGAGAACAUUACCUGAUGUGAAAGACUUGGAGCAGCAAAAACGAGAUUUUUUUUUUUUUAAAGAGAAGUUAAAGCUGACUGUAAAUCAACUUUGUUGCUUUCCCCAAUCCACAUUGCUUAAGAAAAGCUCUAUAAGUAUUGGAACGAGGUGCUGGAUCUCUGUAGGGCCCUCGUGGGCUCGAGAGAAAAGUUCUCAUAGGCUUUUAUUUUUCAUUUGUAAGUUAAAACGUUUGUACAAUCUUUUUGGGAAUUCUCGAUUUACCUCCGCUGAACAUCCUUCUUCCCCACCCCCCAAAAAUUGGGAGUAAAAAGGGAGCAUCCGAUACACCAGGAAAGUGGAUUUUUAAACCUUUGGCGUGCGCACACACUUGUCGUCGUGGAACGCAAACAGGCUUGGGUCAUUUCGAUUCGCGAUGGAGGACUCCCAGCAGCUGGGGAUGUUUGUCGAAAGCGAACUGAUCUCGGUGGGCAUGGAUACUUUCAUCCACCGCAUAGACUCUACGGAAGUGAUCUACCAGCCCCGCCGGAAAAGGGCGAAGCUCAUAGGCAAGUACCUGAUGGGGGACCUGCUUGGGGAAGGAUCCUAUGGCAAGGUCAAGGAGAUGCUGGACUCCGAAACCCUCUGUAGGAGAGCAGUCAAGAUCCUGAAGAAGAAGAAGCUACGGAGGAUCCCCAACGGGGAGGCCAAUGUUAAAAAGGAAAUUCAGCUCCUUCGGCGGCUGCGGCACAAGAACGUCAUCCAGCUGGUUGACGUCUUGUACAACGAAGAGAAGCAGAAGAUGUAUAUGGUGAUGGAAUACUGCGUGUGUGGGAUGCAGGAGAUGUUGGACAGCGUCCCCGACAAAAAGUUCCCCGUCUUUCAAGCGCAUGGGUACUUCUGCCAGCUUAUCGACGGCUUAGAAUACCUGCACAGCCAAGGGAUUGUCCACAAGGAUAUCAAACCAGGAAACCUCCUGCUCACGACCAAUGGGACGCUGAAGAUUUCGGAUCUGGGCGUGGCAGAGGCGUUGCACCCGUUUGCAGAGGACGACAUGUGCCGAACGAGCCAGGGCUCGCCGGCUUUUCAGCCCCCGGAAAUCGCCAACGGCCUGGACACCUUCUCCGGCUUCAAAGUGGACAUCUGGUCGGCUGGCGUCACGCUAUACAACAUUACGACUGGCCUUUAUCUUGAGGGCGAUAAUAUUUAUAAGUUAUUUGAAAACAUUGGGAAAGGGGAGUACACGAUUCCUGAGGACUGCGGCCCUUUGCUUUCAGAUCUGCUUAGAGGAAUGCUUGAAUACGAACCAGCCAAGAGGUUUUCGAUACAACAGAUAAGACACCACAACUGGUUUCGGAAAAAGCACGCGCAGGCCGACCCUCUGGUCCCCAUCCCGCCCAGCCCGGAGACGAAGGACCGAUGGCGGAGUAUGACGGUGGUGCCUUACCUUGAAGACCUGCACGGCUACAACGAAGAGGAGGACGACGACGACUUGAAAGAUGACUACUUGGAGGACGAGAUCAUCUACACUCAGGACUUCACCGUGCCAGGACAGGUGCCUGAGGAGGAAGCGAGGCAGAACGGGCAGAGCCGCUGCAGCCGGGGCCUCCCCAAGCCGGUCUGCAUGAACGGGACGGAGCCAGCCCAGCUCGGCGGGAAGACGAAGGCCGAGCGGAGGGCCAGCGCCUCGUCCAACCCUUCGCGCAAAGCCUCGUCUUCCACCAGCAGCAAGAUUCGGAAGCUCUCCACCUGCAAGCAGCAGUGACGGCCGGAGCAUCGCCCACCGCAGCCAGAGCCCCGAAUUACUGCGCUUGGCGGCCGCCGUAUCCCCUCCUCGGCUCUCUGUGCAUCUCCCCCCCCCCCCGCCGUUCCCUUGCCCGCCCCCCAGGCCGGCAUCCCUGGUAGCCGACCCCCGUAGACCCCCGCUUGCAAUCCAAGAGAGAGAGAGCCAAGAAACAGGAAGAGAAACACCUUUUUGUAAAGAAAAUAAAAGACGCAAUCUUCUUUAUUUGGGGAGGGGGGCAGAAGAAGAAGACACCCGACGCCGAUUCAGCAAAUCCUGCUUUUUUUAGACUGAGAAGAAGAAAAAGCCUGGCUGUGCUUCACCUCCCGAAAUCCUGUCUUGUGUGGCCGUCCGGAUUCCCAGGACUUGUUGGGGGGGGUGGGUUUGAAGUGGGAGGGGGCUGCUCCUGGUUGGUGGGGAGGGGGGCUUUUUGAGAUGGGGGGGCGAGUUCCCUCCAGGACUUGGCACAUCUCGCCUCCCGCCACUCCUCCUCGUGUUAGAAUUUUUGAAAGCCAUCGACACGCACUUUAUGUAGUAGACUACUGUUAUAUAAUAUAUAUAUUAUAUA
This is a messenger RNA of Podarcis muralis (Common wall lizard), 4293 nucleotides long. RefSeq names its product serine/threonine kinase 11 (gene STK11). Gene Ontology annotation, cellular component: cytoplasm. Gene Ontology annotation, biological process: intracellular signal transduction; protein phosphorylation; establishment of cell polarity. Gene Ontology annotation, molecular function: protein kinase activator activity; protein serine/threonine kinase activity; ATP binding. Lineage: Eukaryota; Metazoa; Chordata; Lepidosauria; Squamata; Lacertidae. The record is from RefSeq and is a predicted model, not a curated record.